Messenger RNA from Porites evermanni, 5127 nucleotides. The record is from the annotation of a GenBank genome assembly. Lineage: Eukaryota; Metazoa; Cnidaria; Anthozoa; Scleractinia; Poritidae.
UGAUCUGCAGUGGUUUUAUGGACAAUAAGAACUCUGUUUCAUAAAUACGGGAAGUGUGGGAAAAUCGUCGAAGAACUUCUACAUUUCAGAAGGUAACUAUUCUUAGUUAGGCCACGGCAAAAUAUUGUUUCAAUUACCAGAUCAUACAUUGCGACUUUUGUUAAGGAAUCCUACAUGUAACUGAAGUAUUGUACUUUUACAAUACAAUGCUUCCGACAGAAACGCAGCAGUUUGAUAUAAUCAUUUAAAUGUGAUCAUUUUUUUGGGACUGGGAUUGUGUCAUAGCUAAAUUCAACUUUUACUAAACAUUUUUUUGUACAGACUCUCCUACAUCACCUCAUUUUUCAAUUUUCAAUCUUCAAAUGGUACGAGACCUCGAUUGUUUCUUUGUUUUCUUAAAGAAAUCAUAGUACGCAAGGCUUAUGUAAAUCUUGCUGGCACUUUUUGUUCGGCAUACGAGCACUACGGCCUCUUAAGCUAAUCUGCUAAGAAAUCCGGCCAUAGUUUGCAUAGAAUUCCAUUGAAACCUUUAGCAACUUACAAUUUUUUCGUCCCCUCUUUUCUUUUGAACACCAACGAGGUCUUCAAAAGUGAGCCAGUUCUUAGAUUACUAAUCUGCUCUAGCUUAAACUGCAUAUUGUUUGAAAUCUGAAUUGGUUGUCUUUCUGACUCUAGACUUACACGUUACAAGUCAUGAAGGGGGUUUUUACGCUGCUGAGCUUUCUCACCCUUGGUCUGGGUGAGGAAAUAAAAGUGAAAUUGGAUCAUCAGUGGCCGAACGGAUUCAAAAUGAAGUUUAAGCACGUGAUGACACAAGAAGUAAGGGGAGGCUGGAAAAUGACGAUGAAGUUUUCGAAACCAGUCGGUCGGCUGCAAUUCCCGAAUGCAGAAGAACUUUCUUCAGAUAAAGAGAACAAGGUCUUUUGCCUGAGAAAUCGUCAGUACAAUGCGAACCUCAAUGCUGGGCAAAUGCUGGAAAUGGAUUUUAUCGGUGAAAAAGCGAAAGCCAACGAAGCGGCUCCAUCAGCUACCCUGGAAUUACACCCGGGAAGAAAUGCCAAAUGUGACAUGACUCCACCCCCGACGAUCCACCCUCCCGAAGCCACCCCUCCCGUGCAAGAAAUAUCCAAGGCAGUUCUCUUUGAAGAGUGGCCAAAUGGCUUUAAAAUGAAUAUCAGCAUUACUAUGAAGCAAAAGGUCGAAGGUGGAUGGACAAUGACCCUAACUUUUCCUACACCUGUCAGGGUGUUGCAGACGCCAAAAGCAAAAAGAAAGUGGCGAUCUAAGGACCGCAUGAUCUAUAUAUUGGAAAAUCGACAACACAACGCGUUCAUUGACAGAUGUUCAAAGCUCGAGAUGAUUAUCAUAGGGAGAAAGGGAAUGAAUUCUGAAGCACCAAAAGAAGCUAACAUAGAAUUUCGUCGUAAAGAAAACUGGGAAGCUGGAGGAGGCGAAGGGGAGUGUCUUUCUACUACUACUCAACCACCCACAACCACAGAGCCACCAACUACAACAGAGUCACCCACUACCACAGAGCCACCAACAACCACGGAGCCACCAACCACAACAGAGCCACCCACUACCACAGAAUCACCGUCCACCACUGAGCCACCCACAAACACAGAACCACCAACCACUACAGAGCCACCGACUACCACAGAGCCACCAACAACCACGGAAACGCCGACUACAACAGAACCACCAACAACCACAGAGCCACCAACAACAACAGAGCUACCAACAACCACAGAGCCACCCACUACCACAGAGCCACUAACAACCACAGACGCACCAACCACUACAGAACCACCGACAACCACGGAGUCACCAACCACAAGUUCUCCUCCUUCAUACAACUAUGACGAAGUCCUUCACAACUCCAUUUUGUUUUAUGAAGCUCAGAGAUCAGGUAAGCUUCCCCCUUCCAACCGUGUUCCUUGGCGGAAAGACUCCGCGCUGAAUGAUCGCGGAGAUAGCGGUGAGGAUCUGACCGGUGGGUGGUACGAUGCAGGAGAUCAUGUAAAGUUCGGUUUUCCAAUGGCUUUUAGUGUUACCAUGUUAUCUUGGGGUUUAGUGGAGUAUAAGGAUGCUUACGAAGAUGCUGGUGAGCUUAAUUACAUGUUAGACUGCAUUAAAUGGCCCUUGGACUACUUCAUCAAAGCACACACCAAAAAGAAUGAGUUCUAUGGUCAGGUGGGUCAUAAUUGAUAGUCAUAUCUAUAUUUGCUGAUAGUUUGUUACUUUGCAGCAUAAAUGAGUUUAUUUAAUAUAUAUAACAAUUAUUCACCGAAGUGGAGGUGGCUAGUAUUGGAUAUUUACCGAGGCCGCGAAGCGGCAAGGUAAAAAUCCACUACUAGCCACCUCCACUUCGGUGAAUAAUUGUUUUAGUAUAUACUAAAACAGUGAGAUAAUUGAGCACAAAAUGAUGAUUAACUCAUUUACUGUUGCCAACGAUUACAAUUUUGGCGCGCGAUGACCGAACGGCCGCGGUCGUCGCUUUUUCUUAGCGACAAAUAAAACUUUGAAGGCGUUUGUUUAGCUCUUGCGGGGAAGUUUCUUCAAAAGGAGUUGUGAAUUCUGUUUGUAUUUAAAAUAAUUCUGUAAAAAAGAUUAUUAAAUUUAGUUUUGAGCUUAUUUAUGAACAAGUCAACUAAAUAAAGUAACGCAAGACUUAAGCUUGAUUUGCAUUUGUAAACGAAAAACUUUUUCACCGGUUUUAUCGAUAACUAUUCAAGUCAAAAAGACAAAGCUUUACCUGUUAAAACUUCCAAACCGAACUUCGUCACCUUCUUCAUGUAUUUCGGAAGUAGCUUGCUUGAUUAGUUGUGAAAUUUCUAAGUUUGUUACGGCAGCAAACUGGGAAAGCAUUUUACUCGCAACCUACGCGAGUUUGGCGUCGCUCGCUCGGGGAAACUGGAGGUGAAUCAGUGAAUAGUGCAGGAUAUUCACUGACUGAGUAACCAAUCAGAGAGCGCGAAAAACACUAUCCACUGUUUUAGUAUAUACUAAACUGACUUAUUUGCUUGUUCACAUUAAACCUGUGUAAGCAAGCCUUAAGCUGACAUUAGAUUGUUCGAGUAGAUGUGAAUUUGGUCAAUAGACUUUCCAUAUUAUAUAAAGGGGCCAGACGUUUUGAUGCCUUAAAUGCAAGAAUCGCAGAAUUUGAAAUCUAACGUAGUUAGUCAUAUUCUUAUGAUAAGGCGCGAUGUACGGUUAAAUUUUACUAUGGAACGUUGUUGGUGUGAAAAAGAAGGAAGGCGCCACUGACGCCAGGCUAAUUUGAAGUAUUAAUUUAACUGUUUCUGUGAUCAGGUUGGUGAUGGAAAUGCUGACCACGCAUACUGGGGCAGACCCGAGGAUAUGACUAUGGCUCGACCCGCCUUCAAAAUCACUCCACAGAAGCCAGGCUCGGAGCUGGCUGCGGAAACGGCCGCUGCCAUGGCGGCAGCCUCUAUUGCCUUUCGAUCUACAAAUAUCGGAUAUUCCAUGAAUCUUCUACAACACGCUGCAGAUUUGUACGACUUUGCUGAUACCAAUCGCGGAGUGUACAGUGACUCCAUUCCAAAUGCUGCCAGUUUCUACCGCUCGUUCAGUGGUUACAAGGACGAACUGGUUUGGGCAGCUGCUUGGUUGCACAGGUGAGCCUUCAGGUCAACGCAAAAUACAAUAUUUCCCUUCAGAUUUAAAGAUAAAGACUAGCCUUUAAGUGAUUAGUCGUCCACUAUCGGAGCACUUAAACAUCUGGCCCCAGUUGUUCAAACAAUGGAUAGUCAGGUUAUCAACCCGAUAAAUCACUGUCCAGUGGAAACGUAUUAGGGAAACCAAUUGCGUUAUCCACCAAUUUUUAAAAACAACUGGGACUUGAUUCUGAGCUUGAUGUUUUCUGCAUCGUUUCUAGUAUUUUUACCGCCCUCCCUCUUAUUCGGACUGAUAUUGGCUAUCCCCAGACACAAAUGACAUUUUGAAAAGUUUCCUUGCCCUGCUCAUUUUCAAAAAGUCAUAUAAAAGAUCAAGCUUACAGUGUCUGUCCAAAGCAUAUGGAUAUAUCAUUAAAAAUGGUUAAGGCGAAAUAUUUUUAAUUUAAACAGCAGUGGUCACCUGAUGUUACUGGUAUGUAGCCCGACCCUUUAUAAUGAAACGAUAACAUAACGAGGCCCUAAAUAAAUUGCCUCACAAAAAAAAAACAUAAAAUGCAACAGUUAUCAGAUUUAAUUAAGUGCCAAGGAAUAGGGGUCCUGUUUCAAACACUUUAAUUACUUUGACCUGUACCAGAUAUCUAAGGCCGGAAGCAAAGGUUAAGACCCUUCCAUUUAUAACAAAAGUGACCCUCUCUACUGUUAGCAACUUAUACUUCUUACAUUGAAAUCUAGAGCUACUAAUGAUGCAAAGUACCUCACGAAAGCAGAACAGUAUUAUUCAAGUUUUGGAAUGGGUGGAAAACCCUGGACAUUUUCUUGGGAUGACAAGAAAGCCGGAGUGCAGCUCCUUUUGGCAGAGAUCACCCAGAAAGCUUCAUACAAACAAGCCGUGGACACCUUCAUAACAAGUUGGCUUCCAAAUCACGAGGUUCAUUACACACCAAAGGGCCUUGCGUGGCGCGAUCAAUGGGGUCCAAACCGUUACGCGGCCAACACAGCUUUCCUAGCACUGGUUGCCGCUGAUAAUGGCAUUAAAACAGCCGCAUUCCGUGAGUUUGCCAGGAAGCAAAUUCACUAUAUGUUGGGUGACAGUGGGCGCAGUUUCAUGGUGGGCUUCGGUAACAAUCCACCAGAGAGACCACAUCACCGCAGCAGUUCAUGUCCCCUCUCCCCAGCCCCUUGCACAUGGGACAACUUCAAUAGCCCAGCUCCCAAUCCACAGACUUUGUACGGCGCGCUAGUGGGAGGCCCGGGCAAGAAUGACGAGUACGUGGACAACAGAAAGGAUUUUAUUAAGAACGAGGUGGCUACUGACUACAACGCGGGUUUCCAGUCCGCGGUUGCUGGCCUUAAACACUUGCUGCUAGCAGGAGAAUGAAAGGAAAGCUUUCAGUCCGUUCUUGAUGGUAGUUCUAUGUUGCCAUUAAUAAACCAGUAAAGAGAAUGUAUUAACUAAGUGAACAUGAAAAUAAAGUCUUCUUGAAUACUU